Molecule: messenger RNA, 1221 nt
Organism: Orussus abietinus
Lineage: Eukaryota; Metazoa; Arthropoda; Insecta; Hymenoptera; Orussidae
Product: zinc finger protein 771-like
Exons: 1
Coding region: 120-464 (114 amino acids)
Biological process (GO): regulation of transcription by RNA polymerase II
Molecular function (GO): DNA-binding transcription factor activity; RNA polymerase II cis-regulatory region sequence-specific DNA binding
Source: RefSeq, a predicted model, not a curated record
CGCCCCCUGCAGGUGUCCUCGAGUUUGGAAGAGGGAGAGGGUAGCCCCUGCAUUCGACUCCGUGAAAUAACCGAGUCCGUUGGCUUGCAUUUUCAGGUUUUUUCGCCCAACCCCUGGAGAUGAGCUUCGGCUUGCAGCGAGCCCUGGGAGACGCUUCGGGAGGUCCGACCCCGGCUUCCGAGUGUUUCCCCGAAAGCUCGAAGCCCAGGGCAGCCGGUAUUUUCGCGAGAGCUUCGCGCUGCUCGCAGCUCGGCAAGCCCUUCGGCUGCCCCAAGUGCGGCAGGGGGUUCACCAUCAAGGGCAACAUGACGAGGCACCUGAAGUACGAGUGCGGACAGGCCCCCAGGUUCCAGUGCCCCUACUGCGAGUUCCGCAGCAAGCAGACCUCGAACGUCAUGUCGCACAUCAGGACCAGGCACACCGGGGAGAAGGUCUACGUCGUCCACCUCGAGUACCAGGACUGAUCGAAACCCAGCCUGUAUCGUGCUUGCGAAUAAAUUGACACUCCUCGAUAUCUCCUGGACACUCGCUCCGGGUCGAAUCCCUCGUCCGACUCGUGUACGCCGCGAGUUGCCGAUUAUUGGAGCCGAAUUGGAGUUCCGGGCGACUCCGUCGAGGAUGGCUCGAAGAUGGAGCGGAAGCUGCCGAAGGACUCCCUGCUUCCCUCCACGUCCUAGCUUCCUCCAGUUCUCGAGAACGUCCCAGGAGCUUGCACGACUAACGCCUCGCACCUAAUCAUCGCCCACGGACCUGGGAGCUUGCGGGAUGUGUGUCGAUCGCCGCUAACUGCACGCCAUGUUCCUCGAUCUUUGUUGAGACCAUCUCAGGAUCGAUCCUCACCUCGAUCGAAAGGCUUUUUUCAACGUCGCGCCCCGCGACUCCACCCUCGUCCUCGAGGGGCACGUCGCGGACCACUCUCGCGACGCCUUUUGCUCACCUUUCCCCGCGUUUACACGUAUCUACCCAUCUUCACCCACCUGUUGCAUGCCCUCUCUAACUCGCUAACCUCGGGUGGACCGAUAUCGAGGUCGUCCUCGGGCUUUUCACCUCGAAAUCUAUUGCACCCCGUGUCCGUGGGGGAGUUUGGUCGAAGUGGCAUGCGAGUCGGUGAUCGAUCGAUCGAUCCAUGGGAUGGGGUUCCUAAAAAUCGAGGUUCUUGAUAGAGUCAGCCGAACCCAGGUGUCCCGUACGUCCGGGUACCUUGGCUCUCUUGUUCCCUGA